AGGGCACAAGUUUAUUGAGCCAUUAUCAGGACGAAGAAACGAGCAUGAAAAAGCACGUAAACAAAUCAAAGAUAAGUGGCAGAGAGAGUUAAAGAGAAUGCAUGAAGCCAUAAGCAACUUACGGAAGGCAAAAGGUUUAUAUUAUCAGCGGCAGCAAGAAUAUGAAAAAGCCAAAGAAUCGGCUUUAAAAGCUGAAAGUUCCGAGAGCAGUGAAACAAGCAAAGUGGACAAGAAACGACGCUUAGAGGAUGAUGCUUCACAGAGAGCUACUGAAGCUGAAACAACUUAUAAAGCUUGUAUAAUAGAAGCUAACGAGAGACAACAGAAAUUACAAAUGGUUAAGGCAGAAGUGUUAAAGCUUGUCCGCGAACUCGUAUACCAGUGUGAUCAGACAAUGAAGGCCGUUACAGUCGCUUACUUUCAACUUCAGCAUACAAUUUCUGCCCCUGCUCCUGUACAGUUCCAGACCCUAUGUGAAACCAGUAGACUGUAUGAGCCAGGAACUCAAUACAUGGAAUAUGUGAAACAUCUUUCUCCUUCAGGGAAAACGUAUUACGGAGCCAUUCCUUUUACGUUUGAGCCUUUCUCUUGUGACAGUAGGUUUGAUAAAGAUCGUCGUUCUAAUGGCUCGAUGGAGAGUUGUGAAGAUUCUCCACUCCAUCCAUCUGUUUACAGCAAGUUAUCUACGGACAGUAAAGAUCUUACUAAGUGCCAGCAACCAAUGAAGGCAUGGAACACUGGGGCUCAUGCAGCAAUGGGCAGUGAUUCUGACAGUAUCAGCAGUUGCCACAGCAACAAAUCACAAGAAACCAGUCCUCCAGGCAGUCCACAAGUAGCUCAACGUAAAAUGUUAGCCAUGUCAUCAGGAGAUGAAUUGGAAACUGACCAUGACAACACUGACAGUGUAGGAAGACGGACGUGUAUGUCAAGAGCUGCUGAAACACAUUCAUUUAGAAAGUUAAAAACGCCAGCAAGAUGUCGAGAAUGUGACUCGUAUGUCUACUUUCAAGGUGUAGAGUGUUCUGAGUGUGGUCUUGCGAGCCACAAGAAAUGCCUGGAGCUACUACCCAUCCAGUGUGGCCGCAAGCGACUCCCUCGGAAGAUGACCACUUUUGGUGUGGAACUUACAGCACACUCAAGGGAAUCAGAUGAGGAAGUACCUCACAUUAUUACCAAGUGUAUAGAGGAGAUUGAUCGUAAGGGAUACUUGAUCAAGGGCAUUUACCGUGUAUCUGGAGUGAAGUCAAGGGUGGAAAAAUUGUGCCAGUGUUUUGAGAACGGAGCAGAAUUAGUUGACCUCACUGAAGUACAUCCUAAUGUGAUAGCUAACGUCUUAAAGUUGUAUUUGAGACAGCUGCCUGAGCCUUUGCUGACUUUCAGACUCUACCCUGAUUUCAUUAAAAUUGCAAAAGAUUAUCCAUCAAAGAAGGAUGAGUUAUCUGACACCGACAGUGCCGUUGAGGAGCUAUGUUGUUUAGUGCAGCGAUUACCUCGAGUACAUUUUAAAACCUUGGCUUACCUUAUGCAUCAUUUAAAAAGAGUGGCAGAACAUGCUGAGGACAACAACAUGCCUCCCAGUAACCUUGGGAUUGUUUUUGGUCCCACUCUUCUGCAAACAAGUGAAGGCAGUGCAUCAUUAAGCUCAUUGGUUGACACCAUUCAUCAAACAAGGGUCAUAGAACUGCUCAUUUCAUAUGCUGACAAAAUAUUUGGUGUUCCUGAGGACAUCUUUCCUGAUCUUCUGGUCAACAGCUCUGGGUUUGGAACCACAAGCUCGAGACGAUGCAUCUUUCCUCCAGAUGGUAAAGCUGAGAAAGCAACCUUGGGUCGAACACUUUCUGGGGUCAGUCAAGUGAGUGAUGUAGAUGAGAGUCUCGUAGUGGAUCCUCCUGGUGGUUCAUCUGACUACCCACUCCCAGGCUCACUUUCUACAGGUGCCAGAGAGCUUUCUCUGACAGAGACUGAAGAAUAUACUCAUUCAUCAGAUGAUUGGCUUGGUUCUGGAAGUUACUCUGAUGAUGAAAUGCCAGAUUUGCCUCUUCCUGAUGAUUCUGUUUGCAAAAAAUCUCCACUUCUGCCAAAAUCUAUCAGUUCAUUAGCAAUGGGAACAAAACGAUAUGCAGGAAAUCUUCCGUCAUCAAGUAGGUCUGAACUCCCUCUCAAGAACGUUAGUGAGGCUAGUCAGUCCAACAUAAUACAGAUUCAGAAUAAAGCUGGAGACAUCAGUAGUGAAGACAGUAAUCGACCAGUACCUCCUCGUCGAAAGAAUACACCACAUUCUUUAGCAGAACAGAUAUGUGAAAUGGAAAUGGUCCAGCCUUCCCCCACCAGCAAUACAUCAGUAGAGAACCAUGAUAGUCAACCCAGUAUCUACACAUCCACCACAGCUAUUACUUUAACUGACCAGAAAACCCACGCAGUAGGAAGCAGAGCAUCUACAGCAGAGCUAAGGCGUCAGUUUUUUGAAGCUCCACCAAAAACAACACCAGAGAUAAGUGCAGUUGCUCAACAAUUUGAAAGCCCUUCAAGACUGAGUAUUGGAUCUUACUCUACUUCUUCACUGGGGAGUGUUCAAACAAACAGCAGCCAGUCUAGUAGUGAACUCACUGCACAGAAUCAAGAAUCACAGCUUUCAGGUAUGGAAAAGCCAACAACAGCAAGUACAGUAUGCUCUGAAUAUGUAAAAACACCAGUUUCAUCAGUGGACUUUUCAACUAACAACAUUUCAUCACCCGUAAACAUCAGCACCAUGCAUCUGCCCUUAACGUUUUCUUCAAGUGCCAUCUUUAGUUCAUGGUCUUCUAGAAGACCACUGGGAAUAAACAGUACACAAGAUUUACACACCCAGGAAAGCUCUAAACCGUAUAUGGAACAUUCAAUGAGGAAGUUGUCGUGUCCAGAAGAAAUGCCAUCUAUACGUAGUCGCCAGAUAAAAAAAGCUUCUCGAACUUCCUCUUCACAGGAAGGUCUUGGUUCCAGAAAACAGGGCACUGACAGCUGUGAAAGUAACACAUUUAGAUCGGUGACUAAAAGUCAAGUAACUCCAUCUUCCCCCGCUUCAUCAUCUUAUACAACGUACUCUACUUCCUCAGUUCGCCACACCCUAAGUUCCAUAUCUUCUCAGGAAGAAGUAUUUCAACAGCCUGAAUCAACAACCGGUGUGCAGGAUAGACUGUCAUCCGAUCGUCAACCACGUUUUGUGUGACUCUACAUAGGUCUGUUCUUCAAAGUAUGGUCACCGUCACGUAACGUUCUUCAGAUAAAUUGCAGGAAUGCAUUAUUUGAAAAUACAUAGUGGCGGAUGCUAGGUUGGUUGAACCAUCGUUUGAAACAAAAAGAAUUUAUCUUGCUUUCAUAAUUGAUUGAUUGUUUCGGAGGUAUUUAGUUACUGAAACACAGUGGUAGUCUGGCCGUGUUGUGUUGCUCAAUGUCACGCAUAUGUACAUAAAAACCGUAAAAUACUUUUCUAGUGUUUAUUUAUGUCUUAACUAUGCAAUAGCUUGAAAAAAAAAGAAUGUUAAAAAAUUUUGUAUUAUCAUUCAUCUAUACGUGCUCUGCUUUCAUUCGUAAAACUAGACAAGUAAACUGCAGGGAUCAGUUUACAAGAGACAUUGUCUUGUAGACAGUAGGGCUAGUGAAUGAAUCUCAUGCACGUUAUGUAGUUGACGUGUCUUCUGUAGAGAAUAAUCGUACAAAGACUUGUGUAUGUCUAAGAACAUAAUAAUCAUAAUAUACUUGCUAAUGUAUAGAGUUGAAACUUCUUUUAAGGCAUCUUGAUAUUCAGGUGGCAGAGUACCACUUUGUUUAUUUCUUGAGGAAAUUUUUGAUUAUUUUCAUUCUUGUUCUAGUGUUUCCUGCCUUUUUAUGUUGUGUUCAAAUUCAUAUAAUUAUUUAACAAAGUAGAGUGUUCACAGUUCAGUAAUUUAAUUAUAUUAAAUAGAUGCACGUUACCUUGGUAUCUGCAUGUACUGACAAUUAGUUGUUUUGAUACAAGAAGAUAUUGUUGGGUUUCACAUGUUUACUAAUCCUAUUGUUAAAACUGUAUGCAUUGUUGGUAUUUCCAUGUCUACCUGGUAGCUAAAAGACAGUUCCAGACAUCAAGUAUGAUUAAUAUAACUAGUAGAUCACAUUAGAAACAAACGAUGAGGUCCUCGUGUUGAAAGUCCUAAUAUAUAUAUAUAAUGUGGGAACUGAAAGAAGUGUAAUGUAAUUUUUGAAAUGGAUCUGGCAUGAUAUCGAAAAGCUGUAUCGUUAAAAAUGAAUAAACACCUUUGUAUUAAUCUUAUUUUAUUUUUAAAAUUCUAAAAAUAAAGUGAUAUCUUGCACUGCAGUAAAUGAUUUAAUGACAGAAGAAAGUAUUCAGAAAAAUAGAGGAGGGUUGCAAAGUUACUGCUAGUAACAUAAAUAUAUAACAAGCUAAAAUAUAUACACGUAUGCUAGUGACGUUCCUUGUGAACAUUAAACCCUGUGUAUGAAGAAUGAUGAAUGUUUUUGUUAACAUCACUAUUACUAACAAUGUCUGUCAUUCAGCUGAGUUAGUAAAAUUUGUAUUUUGUAAGUAACCCACCUCCUACUAGUCAGACUGGACUUUCAAGAGUAAUUAGGUGUAACACUGAGAUGAUAAUUCCUGUUUACUUACAGUCCAGUCCACCAUGUGUUUUCAUUAACUUUCUUUGUACAGAACCUAGUAGGAUUAGUAAAGCUACCACUGUUGUCAAAAGACUGUAAAUCUUAUGAUUCGAUGCUAGAGGCGAAUAAAUUUGUGGAAAUAUA
Messenger RNA from Limulus polyphemus (Atlantic horseshoe crab), 4773 nucleotides. Its product is annotated as rho GTPase-activating protein 45-like. Gene Ontology annotation, biological process: signal transduction; activation of GTPase activity. Gene Ontology annotation, molecular function: GTPase activator activity. The record is from RefSeq and is a predicted model, not a curated record. The transcript is spliced from 18 exons. Lineage: Eukaryota; Metazoa; Arthropoda; Merostomata; Xiphosura; Limulidae. The coding region runs from base 98 to 3205 and encodes 1035 amino acids.